AGUCGGGCGCGAGCAGAGCGCAGCCGGGAGCGAGCCGCGGGGGAGGCGAGCCGGAGCCGGAGCAGCAGCUAGUGUUGGCGGAGAGCACCCGGGCGCAGCCGGAGCCGCAGCCGCAGCCGCGAUGGCCGUGGCCGUGGGGAGACCAUCUAACGAAGAGCUUCGAAACUUGUCCCUUUCUGGCCAUGUUGGAUUUGACAGUCUCCCUGACCAGCUGGUCAACAAGUCUACUUCUCAAGGAUUCUGUUUCAACAUCCUGUGUGUUGGUGAGACAGGCAUUGGCAAAUCCACGUUAAUGGACACUUUAUUCAACACCAAAUUUGAAAGUGACCCAGCUACUCACAAUGAACCAGGUGUCCGGUUAAAAGCCAGAAGUUAUGAGCUUCAGGAAAGCAAUGUACGGCUGAAGUUAACCAUCGUUGACACCGUGGGAUUUGGAGACCAGAUAAAUAAAGAUGACAGCUAUAAGCCGAUAGUGGAAUAUAUUGAUGCCCAAUUUGAGGCCUACUUGCAAGAGGAAUUGAAGAUCAAACGUUCUCUCUUCAACUACCACGACACUAGGGUCCACGCAUGCCUCUACUUCAUUGCCCCUACUGGACAUUCUCUGAAGUCCCUGGACCUGGUCACCAUGAAAAAGCUGGACAGUAAGGUGAACAUCAUUCCAAUAAUUGCAAAAGCUGACACCAUUGCCAAGAAUGAAUUGCACAAAUUCAAGAGUAAGAUCAUGAGUGAACUAGUCAGCAAUGGAGUCCAGAUAUAUCAGUUCCCCACAGAUGAAGAAACGGUGGCAGAGAUUAAUGCAACAAUGAGUGUCCAUCUCCCAUUUGCAGUGGUCGGCAGCACCGAAGAGGUGAAGAUCGGCAACAAGAUGGCAAAGGCCAGGCAGUACCCGUGGGGUGUGGUGCAGGUUGAGAAUGAAAACCAUUGUGAUUUUGUGAAACUUCGGGAGAUGCUGAUCCGCGUGAACAUGGAAGAUUUGCGAGAACAGACUCACACCCGCCAUUAUGAAUUGUAUCGGCGCUGUAAGCUCGAGGAGAUGGGGUUCAAGGACACUGACCCUGACAGCAAGCCCUUCAGUCUUCAGGAGACAUACGAAGCAAAAAGGAAUGAAUUUCUGGGAGAACUUCAGAAGAAAGAAGAAGAGAUGAGACAAAUGUUUGUUAUGAGAGUGAAAGAGAAAGAAGCUGAACUUAAAGAGGCAGAGAAGGAGCUUCACGAGAAGUUUGACCUCCUAAAGCGGACACACCAAGAAGAGAAGAAGAAAGUGGAAGACAAGAAGAAGGAGCUGGAGGAGGAAGUGAACAAUUUCCAGAAGAAGAAGGCAGCAGCUCAGUUACUACAGUCUCAGGCCCAGCAGUCUGGGGCCCAGCAAAGCAAGAAGGACAAGGAUAAGAAAAAUGCAAGCUUCACAUAAAGCCUGGCAAGCCAAGGAUGGUCCGCAUUCACCUGCUUUUGCAGUAGUAUUGUAUCUCUGUCAUUUGUGUCCUUUUAUUUUUAUUUUUUUACCCUUCCCCAGACACCAAUAACUAUUAACUCAUUUUGCUGAAUGUUGUUGGGUAGUGGAAAAUCAUAGAACAAGGGAAUAACAGCAAAUCUAUGUGCAGCUGGACUUUGUUUCUGAAAAGUAAAUGAUUUGCCUUUUAUGCCUGUUCAGAGCGGCAGCAGGAAGCAUGCCUGUGACUUGUGUGUUGCUUUGGACUGAGGGAAAGAGGGUAAAUUGCUACAUGUACGCCUGACAGGAAAAGUCCUCACCGCCUCAGCGGCUGAACUAUAAACCUGAAUAGCCUGACAACAACUUGCUUUUCUUUAUUAUGCAUCUCCAUGAUGGCAAAAGCCCUGAACUCACGCUGUCUCUUCUCCACACCUGCUCCCAACCAAGGUAGCUUUGUCCGUAGGCAGAAUGGGGGGUAAGCUUUAUAUGACUUUUACACUUGCAUGGAUUUUUCAUUAUUAUGAUAACAUUAUUUGGCCUGGGUUGCGGGUCUGUUCAGACUGACCGUCUCCUCUCUUAUGACUUUAAAAAUGUAUCUGAACCUCUGUCUCUCAAAUCCCGGCCAAGUUGGACUGUAAUAGGAAAACUAUGAUUAUGUUCACUUUUAUCCGGGCAACCUUGAUCCUCUCAGAUAGCCAUCUCAAAGGUUGGAUCAUGCAACAUUGCUUAGUAGAAGAAUCUUCUACUAAGGAUGAUGGGCUUUCCACAACCUACUUACUACUUAGAAUAAGCAGUCUUUCAUAAGCACACCUAUGCUCUCCAUGGGCUGAGCGUGAGGGCCUAAUGACUGAUUCUAGGAUAUCAGUACUUCUAAUAAUGUUUUUCAAUAAUCAUGAGGAGAAAAUUUUAAGAAAUACUUAACUAGAAAUUUUGUUAUAAACUCUGUAUCACCUGUAGCACAAAUUUGAGGGGACUUUGUCAAUUUAAGGUAGAAACGGGAAGGAACAUAACACAAACCCAUGAGUCAAGAAAGGAGAAAUUCAGCUUCACAUCCAGUGUCCUUGCAUAAUCUCCUUUCCAUAUUUGGCAGUAAAGGGAGGAAGAAAUAGAACAGUUGGUCUUUCAAAUUUAGGUGUCUUGAAGGAAUUUCCUCACAUUUCCCUCACCAUGACUUGCUCCCACCUGCUCUUCAUGUCUAAGGCCUAUCACCCCCUCAACGAGGACUAGGACUAACCCAUACGCCAGGACACAGAUUACACGCCAAUUUGUAUAGAAAAGGGCAUAUUUAAUCUCUUUUCUGUACUAUUUCUUUGUUAGCUUAUCCUUUCAUCUUCUUGAAUUUUUCCCUCUACUAACAAGAUCCCCCCGCUUUCUCUCUAACUCUGUGGUCUCCUGUUUCUUACUUAAAAGAAUAACAUUUCUCAUGAACGCAGUACUUCGCCUCUGCAUUUUCCUUCUGACCUUCACUAGUCAGACAUUAAUAGGGUAGGAGGCACUGUACCUCCCCUGACACACACACACACCUUUUUUUUUUUUUUUUUAAUUAAUAAGUCUCUAGUUAUUCCAGUAAAGAUUUAUUUUUUUCCUUCUUUUCUUCCUCAGCCAUACUCUUAGGGGAAAGGAGGAGUGAGUGGUCUUCCAUGAACUGAUUUAAGCUUACUUAGACAAAGUAAGAAAUCAAUUUCAUUGAAGCCCAUUCUAAGCUGGGAUAGAAACUGCAAACAAGAAGCAGCAGUAGUGGUAUAAAGACAGGUUUAGGAGCUACUGGACCAAUGUUUUUGUUUUUUCAAUAUUAGUCUGAAGCUAGCUAUGGAGCAGCCGAAUAUUAGAUGGCAUGCUGAUGCUAACCAUGGGCUGAAUUUGCUCAUACACUGUGCACCAGACAAAAGCUUGAAUACUUGUGUUGUCUGCUUGUUCCAACCACUGCUUGUGUGAGCAUUUUUGUGCCUUGUAAUAGAAAAUACACUUUUAAAUUCUAAAACUGCAUUGCUUUAAAAUGAUCAUUUUUAAUGCAUCACUAAAGCCUUUUUAAAGUGAGCCUAGCUGUGAAAGGCAUUCAGCUGACUUUUUGAUUCCAAGAUCAUUGAUUGAUUGGAUUGAUUUUUUUUUUUUUCUUCCCAUUAAAUUUUUCACAGCAAAAGAAAUCAUAUGGAGUCAGGGAAUAAAAAGUCAAAAGAAACAUAUAGAAGCCUUUUUUUUUCAAUGUGUUGCUUCUGAACUUUUUUCUACCCCUGCCCCCAGCACUGUUUGGUUUGUUAUUGCUGCCCUUCUCUUCUUUCUGUAUCUGUGCCUUUUUUCACAGUAGUCCUUGGCUCUGCACGGAAUAAAUGAUACCCUCAAAUCUAAUUGGAUGUGCUUUCGCCUUUGCAUGUAAGUAUGGUAGUAAGAAACCUUUGAGAUCUUUCUGACUUUUUAAAAUUAGAGAAGCAAAUGGGAUAAAUGGAUUUUUUUUUUUCUUUUUGGAGGGGCGUAGGGAGGUAAUGGUUUGAGUAGCCUUUGUUUUAAAAAAAAAAGCUAGAUAUAUUUUAAAUGGCCACCUUUAUAUCUUUUUCACAAGAAACACAUAAAUUCAACUUUUCCUUGAUAUUGAUAUGGAAGUCAGAAAUUACUAAUCCCAGUCUGUGUUCUACACAGCAUCGUGGGUAUUACAGAGGGUCCUUGGUUCUGACUAUGUAAAUAAAGCUAGAAUGAGAAACUAUUACUUUCCACUGGAGAAAAUCAAGAGGAAAAUAUUUUUUGUGCGAGGCUGCCUUUAUGACUGCUUAAUUUUUGGGUGAUCUUGGUUUAAUGGUCUCUCCCUCGUGCUAACUGCUAGCAGCAAAUCACCUCUUUUUUUUGCCAGAGAGCUCUAGCUGGCCUUUCCCCACAUCUUUUGUUCAACCAUAAUCACCAACUUCUUGCUUCUUCUCAACUUUGUAGAUACCCAUAACAGUUGUAUAUGUGGUAGGAUGUGAUGGAAAAACAUUUAUGAGAAUUUAUUGGCAAUUCAGAGACUGUGUUUUCUCAGCUUAGGCUCUUUAUUAAUUGGUCAAGGUUUUGUCCAGAAAGAGCAUCUCAACCAGGGGAACAUUUAACAUGACACUGGGCACAAGUUACUUAUUAUCUUCCUUCUCUGCUUUGUAAUCUCACCAGCAAUAACACUUACUCUUUAUAGCUUGUACACCUCAAACGAAUAGACUUGGUUUCCUCACUUCCUUGGCAUAUCCAUAAGUGUUUCACAUACAAACUUGAAUUAGGUUUUUCAGCUAUUACCAACCCAUGUCAUACUGUCUCUGUGUGGUCCUACCAAAACUGUCCAUUCAGAUCCCUUUGCUUUGCCAUUUGCAAGUGUCUGAAAUUGUCAAGUCUCAGCUUCCAGAAGUCUUGGUUCCAUUGAUAGGAUACGUAUGUGGUGACUCUUUAGUGGAAAUUAUGACCUACAAUGUCUAGAUUGUAUGUAGGUAUGAAGGGAAUUUUUUAAAUAAAUUGAAAAUGAAGCUGUGAACAGCAUUAGAACUUUGUCUAUUUCUUAAUUUUAAAAUAUGCUGAUAUGCCUUAAACUGUAGUUGUAGAUCGUUGUCAUUUUGCUGUUUGAAAAUAACCAGUGUGUUUCUAAAACUGUUAUGUAAUCUACUUUCAGUGUUAAUGCAGAAUUGUCAUAUAUGUAAGCUGCAUGUUAGACACGUGUCUUUUUUUAAAAACUAAAAUAAUUGUACUGAUGUGAAGCAUAUCAUUUUUUCAAGUAUGAAAGUAAUCACUUAGCAAAAAACCUGCUUGGUAAUCUGGUGUCUGUUAAGGUAGGAGAGUGGUGGACAGGUAAUCUAUGCAUAUAUCACUAGUGCCAAGACAUAAAGUGGGGGAAAAUAUAUUUUUACCCAAACA
This is a messenger RNA of Diceros bicornis minor, 5290 nucleotides long. RefSeq names its product septin 11 (gene SEPTIN11). Gene Ontology annotation, molecular function: GTP binding; GTPase activity; molecular adaptor activity. Gene Ontology annotation, biological process: cytoskeleton-dependent cytokinesis. The transcript is spliced from 10 exons. Gene Ontology annotation, cellular component: cell division site; microtubule cytoskeleton; septin complex. Bases 122 to 1411 code for a protein of 429 amino acids. The record is from RefSeq and is a predicted model, not a curated record. NCBI's taxonomy places the organism in Eukaryota, Metazoa, Chordata, Mammalia, Perissodactyla, Rhinocerotidae.